AUGCUCACUUUCCAACACCUUCAGCUCGGCACCCUUCUCCAAGCCACUUUCCUCCUGGGAAUGAACACGGCUCUGUCCACCAUCUCAAUUCCCUCCAUUCUUGAGUCGCCCUCCCCCAUUCUUGCCAUUCGCCAAUGGCACACGCAGUUCCGCUCUGCGCAGAUUCCUGCGACCUCUCUAUCAGGAUCCAACUUGAUCCUCUCCGCCAUCAUGACAUAUGGCUCUUCCCAACGCUCAGGGUUGUUGGCAACGCCCACAAUCCUGUACGGCGUCGGUAGUGUGCUUGCUUUCCUGAUCUUCCCAUUCACGCUGCACUACAUGAACCCGCUCAAUGAUGUUCUUAUUGAGAAGUUCAAGAACCAGCAGGAUUUGCAUUACGCGGAUCUUCCGGAGAAGGGCAAGGGUAUGCAGACUGCGAGGGAUCACGACAAGAUCGCUUACUGGGGGUACUUGAACCGUGUUAGGAUUGUUCUUUACGCUGGAUUCGUUGCUGUUCACGCUGUUGCUCUCUUGGCUUAG
Alternaria postmessia is the source of this 519-nucleotide messenger RNA. RefSeq lists its product as uncharacterized. The record is from RefSeq and is a predicted model, not a curated record. NCBI's taxonomy places the organism in Eukaryota, Fungi, Ascomycota, Dothideomycetes, Pleosporales, Pleosporaceae. Bases 1 to 519 code for a protein of 172 amino acids. The transcript is spliced from 2 exons.